AUGCGUCUGGGAUGGUACGCCGGGGCGUCAACAGCCCUUGCUGGCGCUGUUAUCUUCUCGGCUUUUCAGCAAAGGGCCAACUUUUACUCGGCAAUGGUCUACCUAUCGCAGAGCAAUUUCUGCUUGCUGGUAUUAAUCAACUUCACACUACUUAUUUACGGAACAUUUGUAUACGGCAUUUCUCAACUGUGCUGGGGAACUCUACGAACCGCCGAAGUCGAGCAACUCACGGAACGAGCCUGGUUCGCCAUCACCGAAACAUGCUUAGCCAUGACCAUAUUCCGCGACGAGCUUGGGGCGUGGUUUCUUGUCAUGUUCACGGCUCUCGUAACAGGCAAGGUCUGGGGAUGGAUUGGGGACGGACGAGUCGAGUUUCUGGAGCAGCAGCCGCCGGCGAACCCUCGCCUCUUCCAUGCUCGUCUGACGGUUUCGCUUCUCAUGAGCUUUGUCUAUGACGUUUGGAUCCUUCGAUAUUGCAUCAAUACUGUUAUCCAAGAGGCCAGAGCUGAUAUGAUGGUUAUGUUUCUCUUCGAAUUCGCCGUUCUCGCAACUACAUCCGGGAGAUCGGGAGUCCGAUACAUACUCUCCAUCAUCGAGCAAAAGAUGAUCCAGACACAGACGCAAGCACGCCUCCUGGAGCGCAAACAAGAAGUCAGGGAACAAAGAGAUGCGAUAGUACGGCAGCGAGAGGAGGCAGCUGCCAGUGGCCAACCCGCCGAGACCGAAACACCUCUGCCUAACCCCGACGACAUUGAUGAGAUGGACAUCGAAGUGCCAGGCUGGGCAACGAAAGGCGAAUGGGUACUAUGGUUGGAUCUCUUCACCGACACGGUGAAGCUCGUGCUUUAUGUUACCUUCUUCGUCUUGUUGACGAUUUUCUAUACGUUCCCGAUACACAUCAUGCGAGACUUGCUCAUGACUGCAAGAGACUUUUUGAAACGUCUCAACUCAGUGUUACGAUACCGUCGUGCGAUUCAGGAGAUGAACAGGUACCCAGAUGCCACGCAAGCUGAGCUGGAUCAGGAAAAUACGUGCAUUAUUUGCCGAGAAGACAUGCGAGUUUGGGAUCUUAUCGCCAACCCCGGUGCUCUCGACCGUAUUCGCCCUAAAAAGCUUCCUUGUGGCCAUAUACUUCAUCUUGGCUGUCUCAAAAGCUGGCUCGAGAGGCAGCAAGUUUGCCCAACAUGCAGAAGUCCCGUUUCUCCGGAUCGAGUGCAGCCGACAACCAACCGAAACGCCAACCGCGCUCCUGCGGCACCACAGAUACCCAACAAUGGACUACAAGGCCCCCAGGUGGGAUUUGCCCAGGAGCCUCGAUUUGGCAGAUUUGCAUUGGGGCAAGGAUUACUCGACCCACCUGCUCGAGCUGGCCUGAAUGCAGACGGACCUCGUAGGCCGGCCAAUGCGGAACCUCAAGCUCUCCAGCGCCCGAACGUCCCGAAUAUACGGCCAAUGGAGGAAUUCCAUGACAUGAUGAGAAAUGAGGAGCGUCGCCGACAAGAAGCCGAAGAGCAAGUGCGCCGACGCUGGCGUCGUGCCAUGCCGCAAGAUACUGUGGACUCGCAGCCGCAGGACAACCCGUCCCAAUCACAAUCGAAUCAACCACCUUCCCAGCAGGGUACGGGAGCCACGCCUACCCUAGGUCAACCAUCUCAGACUUUCCAGCCGUCCACUGUACAGCAGGGCCAUCAUCAGACGGACCUGCAUUACGAAAGAAUGCUCUCAGCCUCACAUAUCAACUCUACACGACAAACUCUGUUGAACCAGACCUCCGCUUUGAGAUCGCACAGGCUUAGAACACUUUCAAAUAUGUACGGUCAAGCCUCUGUCUUGGUCCGUCAAGAAGCUGAGGCUCUUCGUAUUUCGAAUGAGCAGUUGCAAGUUCUUGGGCAACUUGUUGCUGAGUUCGACCGGCUGGAGGCAUCACACCAUGAAAAUGCCGACAGCCCUCUACCUGGUUCUGAAGCCCAAGCACAGGACCAGAUCCUUAGCCAGAACCUUAUGGGCUUGCGCAGUAGUAGAAGCGUUCUAUCACGUACGCAAAGUCCCGUAAUGAUGAGACAUGGCGCUACGUCAUACUCUGCAUCAAUCCCUGCUGGUAGCCCCGAGCUGCCGGAAGGUGUGGCCAUUCCUCCCGGGUGGACAUUGAUGCCGCUGCAAAGGUUGGAUAACCAGCCUCAGGCUCGUCCUGCUAGCACACAACGCUCGUCCAGAGCCUCCUCUGCUGGCCCUGCAACGUCUACGUUGGGCGAGGAGCGCUCUGUACAAGCUCAGGUGCCACAAGCUCCCACGUCGCAGCCAUCCCAUCGAACCAAUGCCCAUGUUUUGGAGCGAAUCCCUGGGACAAAUAACUUUCGUCUUGCUGGCUCAACUGGUGGAGGGCCAAGGUCCGAGUCAGCAACCGCGACUAGCGAUGCGCUGGCUGACGCCCAGGCGGGCGGGGUUGUAACACAACAGCAACUUCUGGAUCGAGUUUUCGGUCGAGGUCUAGGCAGAGAGUCUGGAUCUGGAGCGAGAGCCGAGAACUCGACACGCAGUACCACUGUCACUUCCAGCAUAACUGUACCGGUCGAAGAGCAGCCGCCAGCUGCCGCUGUCGCCUCCACUCCAGCAGCAACCCCGACGUCCGAUAUUCCCAAUUGGGGCGGAUCUUCGCAGCCCUUUGGUAGUCUAGCAAGGUCUCAGCUGACGGGGAACGGAACGGUCGUAUCGGCGAGAGAUACAGCUUCUUCGGCUGCUAGUAGUAAUGAGUCUCCAAAUGAUGGCGAUCAGUGUGGCAGCGCUGCGUCCGACUCGAAGGACGAAGACGAAGACGAAGACAAAGACGAAGACAAAGACGACGCGGAACACGCCGAAGGCGGCAAUUCUGCAGGAAAGGUCGUUACCAUGGUGGAAGUUUCCGACGAAGAGGAUGACUGA
Molecule: messenger RNA, 2919 nt
Organism: Cordyceps militaris CM01
Lineage: Eukaryota; Fungi; Ascomycota; Sordariomycetes; Hypocreales; Cordycipitaceae
Product: RING finger protein
Exons: 4
Coding region: 1-2919 (972 amino acids)
Cellular component (GO): cytoplasm
Molecular function (GO): zinc ion binding
Source: RefSeq, a predicted model, not a curated record